AUGUCAAAACGUAAUGUCGAAAAAGCUAAUUGGUUGAAAGAAUUAAAUUUUCUUUGUAGCAGGCUUAAAUCAUAUUAUGAUGAAGAAAAAGAAUUAUUUUCUGAAAUUAAUUUGGCUAAUCAUGUCAUUGAGUCUUGGAAUAUACCAGCUUUCGCGUUGAAAAAAAACUUUGAUGACUCCAGGAACAAGCAAUCUUACGAUGAAGCGAAAAAUUUAGAACGUGCAGACAACAAAUCUUCUCAUAGUAGGAAUAGGAACAAAGGUGUUGUUCUCAAAUCCACUGGCAGAUGGGUGGAUAAAAAUAAAAUUUUAAAUAAACACGACUCCAAUGAUGUGCCUUCUUUAGUCGGGCUAAGCAUAAACUUAAAGAAAACUGAUAGCUAA
This is a messenger RNA of Helobdella robusta, 384 nucleotides long. RefSeq lists its product as hypothetical. The transcript has 3 exons. The record is from RefSeq and is a predicted model, not a curated record. The coding region runs from base 1 to 384 and encodes 127 amino acids. NCBI's taxonomy places the organism in Eukaryota, Metazoa, Annelida, Clitellata, Rhynchobdellida, Glossiphoniidae.